Molecule: messenger RNA, 3418 nt
Organism: Rosa chinensis
Lineage: Eukaryota; Viridiplantae; Streptophyta; Magnoliopsida; Rosales; Rosaceae
Product: heat stress transcription factor A-1d
Exons: 2
Coding region: 1677-2942 (421 amino acids)
Biological process (GO): regulation of transcription by RNA polymerase II
Cellular component (GO): nucleus
Molecular function (GO): DNA-binding transcription factor activity; RNA polymerase II cis-regulatory region sequence-specific DNA binding
Source: RefSeq, a predicted model, not a curated record
CAUCAACUAAUCAAAAAUAUGAGCUGAUAUAUGUAGAGCACAGGGAUAUGUUUCUCUUUGUGAGAGGUCUUUGAUGUUGGAAAGGUCAACAUUUUAAUAGAUAAACUACCAGAUGUUUAUCUGGCUUUAUUUAUUUAUUUAAUAUGUUUUUUUGGAAGGGCUUAUCUGGCUUUAUCAAAUUUAAGGAAAUUUUGUGGCUUGUCAUGAUCGUUGUGCUAUCAUUACCACUUGUUCGAAUUCUGGAUGGCUGGAUGAGGUUUUUCAGCAACUUAAUCUGACCUUUUGGAUACUGGGUUUUCUGACAAUCUGCACAGCAUAUCACUUCAACGUUUCAAACAAGCAUAUGAUUCGGAUCAAAUAAAUCAUUACUCUAUAUCUUUGUUGAUUCUGUAAAUAACUUAACAUGCAGUUUUGUCAAAACUUUAGUUAUUUGCAUUUGUGUGUGCGCGCGCGCGGGCGACUACUGUAUUGGAUUGCUACCACAAAUUAGUGGGUUUGUAAGUACCUGUAUUGUUUAUGCCAUGCUAAUAUGGAUGCCAGUAGAAAAUAUCAGUAGUUUGCAUUUACGGAAUUGCAAACAUUUCUUACUGAAGCAACCUGUUUCCAGAUUAUGUAGUAUUCUGGAUAGUUGUGAACAAUUUUGAUAAGUUCUUUGGCUGUGGAGCAUCUAUGGUAUCUAAAGAUUCUGUGUCUUUUGACUACUUGUUCUUGGACCUAGGAACACUAUCAAGUAUGCUAUUACUCUAUGUAAGUGGGGAUGAAAUGUACAGUGGUACUGCUAGGACUUUAUCUAAUAUAGUUAUUCAGGGAUAUAGUCAUGCUCACCGAAACGGUAUCAGUUCAUCCAUGUGGGUACUCGUACUGCAUGGUCUAGUUACUUCCUAAACAUCUGUCAACACUAUACUUAUAUUGAUCCUUGUUUUGGUUAAAAAAUUGCUAAGCUGUUGGAACUUGUAUGCUGUUGAUGGUUAUUCUGUGUCAUGCUAGAAAUUUAUGCCUUAAAUGUGGUACAUAAUGUAUUGGAUCUCUGUUAGUGUCAUGGGGCAAUAUAUGUCAUGUUAUUGUGGAAAUACCUGUAAACCAGUAGUUCAGGUUUAGGGAAAUGUUGCUUGAAAUAUAAUUAUGGAUAGAAAUAUUGGUUAAAGUUAUUUGAACUAAUGCAAGUUUAGAAAUAUCUUCUUUGAAACAUGGAAAUUUUGAAUGAUUGUAAAUACUAAACCAAUCACUAAUGCAUUAAUUAGAGCCUUAGAGGUAUACUUUCUGAAAUAAUGAAUACAUGAUAUUUGCAAGACAUGUAAUGUAAUCUAUGGAGGGUAUGCUAUUGACCCAUAUAGCAUUUGUGAAAAUGCAAGUUAAAAGGUUUAGUUUUGCAUUACAGAACUUAUGAAUCUUGUUACUGGGAGUUUGAUGCUGUCUGAUAUCUUGUUCUGUUUUCUCCAUAGGAUUUAUGGCUUUUGGAAAAUGAGUGGAUUUGUUUUCUUAUUUCUUAUGACUACUUUGUGCUUGACAAGGAUGAUGUUCAUGUGCAUAUUGAAUGGGGAGUGCACUUGUUAAGUACUGUCAAUAGUGUGAGAUAGAGACUACUGUGGAUGUAAGCACACUUUUGGUGCCUGAGAUGUUGAGGGUGUCCAUGUGGUUAGUUAGGGGGUGCUGUGCUCAUAUUUCAUAUAGAAAGUAUGAAUGUCGGAUUUAGGAAAGUUGAUCCUGACCGCUGGGAAUUUGCAAAUGAGGGCUUUUUGAGGGGUCAAAAACAUCUUCUAAAGAGUAUCAACCGGCGAAAACCUGCCCAUGGACAUGGUCAUCAACAGCCACAGCAGCCAUCACAUGGACAGAGUUCAGUAGCUGCAUGUGUAGAGGUUGGGAAGUUUGGUCUGGAGGAAGAGGUUGAGAGGCUUAAAAGGGACAAGAAUGUGCUUAUGCAGGAACUUAUCAGGUUGAGGCAGCAGCAACAGUCUACUGAUAAUCAGCUGCAAACAAUGGUCCAACGUCUUCAAGGUAUGGAGCAGCGGCAGCAACAGAUGAUGUCAUUCCUUGCAAAGGCUGUGCAGAGUCCCGGUUUCUUGAAUCAGUUUGUACAGCAGAAAAAUGAUAGCAAUAGGCGCAUAACUGAAGCCAAUAAGAAAAGGAGACUCAGGGAGGAAGGAAUUGCUGAAAACGAGCGUUCUGAUACUCCUGAUGGACAGAUUGUUAAGUAUCAGCCUCCGAUGAAUGAAGCGGCAAAGGCAAUGCUCAGGCAGAUGAUGAAAACAAAUACUUCUUCCCAGCUGGAUUCUUUUAGCAACAAUCUUGAGAAUUUUUUGAUUGGUGAGGGUUCAUCAUCAUCCAGUGCAGUAGACAGUGGUAGCUCUUCAAGCCAUGUCUCGGGAGCUACACUUCAAGAGGUCCCGCCUACUUCAGGGCGUGGACCGUUACCUGCAAUUUCAGAAAUAGAAUCUUCUCUUAAGGCUACAACCUCUGGAGAAGUUAUGAGAGAUCCAUUGUCAGAUAUUAAUGUCCUCAUUGGAGCGCAAGAGGCACCAGCACUUCCUAUUUCUCAGGCAGAUGUAAUCCCUGAGGUUUCUCAGGUACAAGGUAUGGCACAUGGAGGUUUAAUUGAUAUUCCUGAAGGAAACACAAAACCUGAGGCAGAUGUUGGAUUUAUUCAAGAUAUGGCACCUGAAGCCGGUGAUGGAUUUAUCGACUCCACGGCAUUUGAUUUUAUGUCCCUAGAUGUUGAUAGUUUUCCCCCUGAUGCUGACAUUGACGCAUUGCUUGACAAUUCCAACUUGUGGGAUUUUCUUGAACAAAGUCCUGUGCCAGAUGAAAUGGAUUCGACCUCUGCAGAAGGCAUGCCUGUGGGAAAUGAAGUGCAGCCGACAGAGAAUGGGUGGGAUAAAACCCAGCAUAUGGAUAAGCUUACUGAGCAAAUGGGAAAUCUUAAAUCAAAUACUAAAGGGGUUUGAUCAUGUUUACUAAUGUACAUUAGCUACAAACAUCGUUCGAGGUAAACCCCCCCAAACUCAUACUAAGUAGAUCAUAUCAAUCACCUGGUCCCUCUUAUAUGGCCAUUGGAAAAGCAGCUAUGACUUCUGUAUCAGUUCAUCCUGGCAUUAUUUUGCACAUAUGGGACACAAGUUUUUGUUGUCAUUACCCCUUUAGUCUCUUUAGUCAUUGUGGUAGUCAGUGUUGAAUGAAUGCAGCGGACAUAGUUGUCUUAGAGGCAAAAACUUCUGAUCUUUGAUCUUAGUUGUACAGGUUGAUGUCCUGCUCUAGGUAGAGUGGGACAAAUCCUUUGUUUCAAAGGAAUUGCUCCUAAGGGUGGCUGGUUUCUUAUUAAGUUCAUAAUUGUUCCUUCACAGACUUCGGUUGCACUAACAUCCAUGUUAUCACAUCCUUUGCACUUGAAAUGAUAAUACUAUUUUGUGCAUCUGGAAAUCAA